Fusarium graminearum PH-1 is the source of this 981-nucleotide messenger RNA. RefSeq lists its product as uncharacterized. The transcript has 3 exons. Lineage: Eukaryota; Fungi; Ascomycota; Sordariomycetes; Hypocreales; Nectriaceae. The coding region runs from base 1 to 981 and encodes 326 amino acids. Gene Ontology annotation, cellular component: membrane. Gene Ontology annotation, biological process: nitrite transport; transmembrane transport. Gene Ontology annotation, molecular function: high-affinity secondary active nitrite transmembrane transporter activity. The record is from RefSeq and is a predicted model, not a curated record.
AUGAGUAACCCCCUUGUGGUUAGCAUAUCCAAUUUGGCGGCUUACACACCGCAAGAAACCAUUGAGCUUGUAUCUCGAUCUGGCGUCAAAAGAGGAAACAUGCGCCCCGACAAGGUUUUUCUAUCUGCCGUUUCAGCAGGUUGUCUUUUGUCUUUCGGUUGCGGUGUUUCAUUAUGCGCCAUGACUGCUCCAUGGUAUGCAGAGAACGCGCCCGGCCUAGUCAAGCUUUUCGGCGCAGGUGUUUUCCCACUUGGCUUGGUGCUUGUAGUACUUACUGGCGCGGACCUAUUUACUGCUACGACUAUGGUGAGCCAAACCGGUAUUAAUGCCGUUCUCCAGGGGCGACUGCGCAUUCACAAGAUGCUGUUGCAUUGGUUCCUUUGCUUUUUCGGUAAUCUUGCAGGGUCAUUGUUUGUCAUGUCUAUCAUCAUGGGAUAUGGCGGUGUCUUUGACGCAGACCCUUACAAGGAAGUGGUUGUCUCUUUCGCCACCAAGAAGCAAAUCGCGCCACAAGUUCAUCAAAUCUUUCUCAAGGCUAUUGGCUGCAACUGGCUUGUAUGCUUGGCUGUAUUUCUUGGAAUCCAGGCAAAAGAUCUAGCCUCAAAGGUUAUCGGCAUGUGGUGGCCAAUCUUUGCCUUUGUUGUUCUCGGCCUCGAGCACGUUGUUGCAAAUAUGUUCUACAUGACUCUUGCAAUUUGGCUUAAGGCCCCUGACUUGACGGUUGGUCUGUACAUCUGGAAGGGCAUGAUCCCUGCCACUAUUGGCAACAUCAUUGGAGGUGGCAUGUUUGUUGGCGUGUAUUACUGGUACAUGUAUCUGGCCAUGGAAGACCCUGUCAAGGUCGAUGGUGUCGAGUACCAGGGUCCUGUUGUGGACUAUGACAUGCAUUGGUUCUCUCACAAGAAGGAGAAUUCUGCCGUGGACGAGGAGAGUAGGAUAGAGUCAGCACCGGUUUCCUCGCCAGCUAGCGUUGUCAUGUAG